This is a messenger RNA of Nanorana parkeri, 1885 nucleotides long. It is a transcript of the gene MCCC2, whose product is annotated as methylcrotonoyl-CoA carboxylase 2. The transcript is spliced from 17 exons. Gene Ontology annotation, biological process: L-leucine catabolic process. The record is from RefSeq and is a predicted model, not a curated record. NCBI's taxonomy places the organism in Eukaryota, Metazoa, Chordata, Amphibia, Anura, Dicroglossidae. Gene Ontology annotation, molecular function: methylcrotonoyl-CoA carboxylase activity. Gene Ontology annotation, cellular component: mitochondrion; methylcrotonoyl-CoA carboxylase complex. The coding region runs from base 125 to 1819 and encodes 564 amino acids.
CCAUCCAGUCACAUCGCGGUCUGGGCGUGUCUCCAGUGUGUGCAUUGUCCUAUACCCGGCAGGACCGGGGAGCUCGGUGUACUCGGUGCGGCCUCUCCACCUCCAGCUCGGUCAGCUGUCACUCAUGCUGCACACAAUGUGGCCCCGGUGGGCUCUCCAAAGGGGCCACUCCAUGGGCUCUCUCCGGAGACUCUACCAUGGAGACAAAGUGGCCACGAUCGGAUCCGCAGCCGACACUAAUUCCACAUCAUACCAGGAAAGUUACGAGAGAAUGAAAGCAUUAGUAUGUGAACUCAAGGAGAAAGCAGAAAAGAUACGUCUUGGAGGAGGAGAGAAGGCCAGAACACUCCAUACUUCAAGAGGUAAACUGCUUCCACGGGAGAGGAUCGACAGACUCAUAGAUCCUGGAUCCCCUUUCCUGGAAUUCUCCCAGUUUGCUGGUUACCAGUUAUAUGGUAAUGAGGAGGUCCCUGCUGGAGGUGUCAUCACUGGUAUCGGUCGCGUAUCUGGGAUUGAGUGCCUGAUUGUAGCUAAUGAUGCCACUGUGAAAGGUGGAACCUACUAUCCCAUCACAGUAAAGAAGCACCUCCGAGCACAAGAGAUUGCAAUGCAGAAUCAUCUCCCCUGUGUAUAUCUGGUGGAUUCUGGAGGAGCAAACCUACCUCGUCAGGCUGAUGUAUUUCCAGAUAGGGAUCAUUUCGGUAGAAUCUUCUACAACCAAGCCAUGAUGUCUUCACAAGGAAUCUCUCAGGUAGCGGUAGUGAUGGGAUCUUGUACAGCAGGAGGAGCAUACGUUCCAGCUAUGGCUGAUGAAAGCAUCAUUGUUCAAAAGCAGGGAACUAUAUUCUUAGGAGGACCUCCAUUAGUAAAGGCUGCUACUGGAGAGCAAGUAUCUGCUGAAGAUUUAGGAGGGGCUGAUCUACACUGUAGGAAAUCUGGUGUCACUGAUCACUACGCUUUAGAUGACAGCCAUGCCCUUCAUCUUGCACGGAAAGCAGUACGCGCCCUAAACUAUAAAAAGACACUAGAUGUUACUGUAGAAAAUCCUGAAGACCCCCUUUUCCCAGCAGAUGAGCUGUAUGGAAUUGUUGGAGACAAUUUGAAGAAGAAUUUUGACGUUCGAGAGGUCAUUGCCAGGGUUGUUGAUGGAAGCAAAUUUGACGAGUUCAAGGCACUUUAUGGAGAUACACUAAUAACCGGCUUUGCCAGGAUAUUUGGUUACCCUGUUGGUAUUAUUGGAAAUAAUGGUGUCCUUUUCUCUGAAUCUGCAAAAAAGGGCACGCACUUUAUUCAGCUGUGUUGUCAACGAAACAUUCCUCUCCUUUUCCUGCAGAACAUUACAGGUUUUAUGGUUGGACGUGAUUAUGAAGCUGGUGGAAUAGCAAAGGACGGAGCCAAAAUGGUGACCGCUGUAGCCUGUGCCAGCGUGCCCAAAAUUACUGUUAUUAUUGGAGGCUCUUAUGGGGCAGGAAAUUAUGGAAUGUGUGGCAGAGCUUACAGCCCUCGUUUCCUUUACAUGUGGCCUAAUGCUCGAAUAUCAGUGAUGGGUGGUGAACAAGCUGCUACAGUAUUGGCUACAAUUGCUAAAGAUCAGAAAGCAAGAGAAGGAAAGGCAUUUUCAGAAAAAGAAGAAGCUGCUCUGAAGGAACCAAUUAUUAAAAGAUUUGAGGAGGAAGGAAAUCCAUAUUACUCGAGUGCUAGGUUAUGGGAUGAUGGGAUAAUUGAUCCGGCUGACACCAGGUUGGUCCUGGGACUGAGCCUCAGUGCUGCUCUAAAUGCACCAACACAGAAAACUCAGUUUGGAGUUUUCAGAAUGUGAUUCGCUCCGGAGCCUAAGCCAAUACUGCAAUCUGUCAUGGACUUGUCAUUUAUAAGAGCUUUCUAU